Messenger RNA from Effrenium voratum, 1461 nucleotides. NCBI's taxonomy places the organism in Eukaryota, Dinophyceae, Suessiales, Symbiodiniaceae. The record is from the annotation of a GenBank genome assembly.
AUGGCGCGUGAGCCGGAGCCAGUGACCUUAGUGGCCACUGAGGGUGUGCGGAACCUGGAGAACCUGCAGUACACUGCCGCAAUCCUUUUGGGAUCGCCACCUCAGGAAGCUCGAGUGGUCUUUGAUACAGGCUCUUCGGACCUCUGGGUGGCUGCUCCAUACUUUAGCGUGCGGACGUCCUUCACGUGGCAGCCCACAAAUUUCCAGGUGACUCUGACUUAUGGCAUCGGCGUGGUCACCGGCAGUUACGGCGUGGAUCGCGCCUGCUUGGACUCAUCUCCCAAGCCACUGUGCGUGGACAGGCAGCCGUUGCUUUUGGCCACCCAAGUGAAGCAGAUCGAUCUGCAGGCCAUGAACGGCAUACUUGGCCUCGGCUUUGUGGGGAUCUCCCACGUACAAAACACCUUCCUGAGGAACCUCAACAGGAGCUUCGAGGACCUGAGCUUCGGCUUCGCCCUGCGCACGGAUCCCGAGCAGUCCUUCGUGGUCUUCGGGGAUUACCCGGAGGUGAUGCGCAAGGGCUACGAGACGACGGGUAUUUCAGCAGACUCCGUGGUGCAUGCGGACGUGCUUGACCUCUUCAGGAUAGAAGGGCUGGCAGAUUUGCAAGCUGGUUGGUGGCUUGUCCGAGCACGUGCACAGGCCUCAUGCCGGUCUUCGGACAAGUGGUACGCGCGGGAGCUGCUGCUCCUCCACAGCUUGUUCCAGCUGGCGGUGGUGAUCCUUUGCAUAACUCUGUGCAGACGCUGCCUGAAGAAGCAGAUCGUCCUUCAGAGAGAGCGGAUCAGCUGUUGCCAUCGCUAUUGCGGCAGGCUGAGCAUCGUGAUGUGGUCCUGCUGCCUCCUGUUUGGCGUGCUGGUGAUCUUCGGGGCGGUGGUCCAGAUCACCACCGCCGGAGACGUGGAUCAGCCCAUCUUGGCGGCGCUGGACACCGGCACCUCGCUCAUCGCCAUCCCGGCAGGGGACUUCGAGCCGGUGGCGGUGGCGAUGUUCGGCAGUGACUUCUUCGAGAACUGCGGGGUGUCCAAUGGAAACCUGAUUUGCAGUUGUGACGUUGCACAGCGAGCCAAAGCCCUGACCAUCGUUUUCGGCGACAAGAGCAUCGUGCUGAAUGCUGCUGACAUGUUCGAGAAGGUCGGGGUCUCUGAGCAGGUGCCCAUUUGCAUGUCUGGCCUGGCGUCCACGCCGGGCGGCGUCCCUUUCUGGAUAUUGGGAGAUGCAUUCCUGCGACAGGUCUACGCCGUGCAUAGCUUCACCUCCAGGAAGGUGGCCUUGUUUCCCUACCGACCGGAGGUCUCCGCUUCAGAAGCGGCCGCUUCGGAUCUGUUUCCGUGUCCCGUGGCGCUGUCGCUGGCGCUCGAGUUCUUGGGCUUCAGCUUGGCGCUGGCCUUCGCGCCGCGCCGACCCCUCGAGUUCGGCGAGCCGCUGGUGUCAGCGCCAUAUGAGCAGCUCCAACUCUGA